Molecule: messenger RNA, 3757 nt
Organism: Acanthaster planci (crown-of-thorns starfish)
Lineage: Eukaryota; Metazoa; Echinodermata; Asteroidea; Valvatida; Acanthasteridae
Gene: erlec1
Product: endoplasmic reticulum lectin 1
Biological process (GO): retrograde protein transport, ER to cytosol; ERAD pathway; endoplasmic reticulum unfolded protein response
Cellular component (GO): endoplasmic reticulum lumen
Source: RefSeq, a predicted model, not a curated record
UUACUUGUUGAAGCAGUGUAAAGCACAAGAAGCAAGGCCAAAGUCAUGCCAUAAAUUCCUGGUGUUUUCGAUCUGGGUUGAUAGUUUGAAUUGAAAGUUGCGGAAAAGGAAGUACUGGUCAACAGUGUUCCAGACAAUGAUGAGUUGGCUGGGGGCAGAGCUCCUGGCUCUCAGUGUGUUGCUGUUUCUUCAGAUCACACACUCAGACUUCCUCAACAGCAACUCCCUGUUCAAACUGAACUGGGCUGGAGAAAAUAUUCAGGACCUAACGGGCAAUUCGGAAUACCUCAUCAUGACUACGCCCAACAACGAAAAAUACCAAUGCAUCUUACCAGACGAGGAGAGCCAGAAGCAACUGAAUGAGGUCAACUAUCCGGGACCGUCAGCUGCCGAUCUCAUUCAGCCCAUUUUUACCAAGGGCAUCUGCACCAUUAGGAUCGAAACGUAUUGGAAUUUUGAAUUGUGCCACGGGAAGCAUGUACGACAAUACCACGAGGAGAAGGAAGCUGGCAAGGAAACCAAAUUACUGGAGUUCUACCUUGGCAAGAAUAUGAAGUCACCAGGAGGCAAAGAAUAUGAGUUACAGACCAUCAGCUCAUUCAAGGGAAGAUUUGAUGAUUUUAAGGUCCCAACAUUAUCCAUUGACGGUAAGGAAAUACCAUAUUACGAGGUUCUAAUGGAUGACGGCACGCCUUGUGACCUUCGAGGGGACACGCCUCGCAUGACCAGGGUGCGAUAUAUAUGUGAGGCGACUGGCCGCAACGAGAUGAUGUCCAUCAAAGAGACGAGCACCUGCGAGUAUGAGGCUGUUAUACUCACACCUCACCUGUGUACUCACCCUUUGUACAGGAUUAGAGAACCUCCAAUUAAUGCAAUCAACUGCCAUGCCAUGAACGGGGCACCAGCUCGGCCGGUAGGAUACGAGCAGCUGUACAAAGACACCAGCACCCGAAUGCAGUUCUCACCACCAAAGAGUCCAACAGGCAAAGUCGCCCCUUCUUCUGAGGCCGGAGAGAAGCCGUCUCAGGCUGCUGCCAAGAAGGCCUUAGCUCGCCCCGUCCUCAUCGAUAAGCAGAUACUGAAAGACUUCCUGAGCGGUGACUAUUGUCUUCAUGGGGGCCAAGGAUGGUGGAAAUAUGAGUUCUGUUACGGAAAAUUUGCUCAGCAAUAUCAUACGGAUGUUAAAACAGGCAGCACUACAGUCAUUCUCCUUGGAUCUUGGAAUAAGGAGGAGCAUAUAACAUGGUGGACGGAAAAUAAGAAGCAUAUUGGGGCCAAGAGCGUUACUCAUUACUAUGGCAACGGGGAUGUAUGCGACUUAACCGGUAAGCCGAGGGUUGCGCAGGUCAAGUUAAAGUGCAAAGAAGACAUGCAGGCCACAUCAGUCACCAUCUACUUGUCUGAACCAAGGGACUGCGAAUAUGUGCUUGGAGUGGAUUCUCCCAUAAUAUGCACACUCCUGGACACAGCUGAUAAGUAUGGAAUACUACACCCUUCCCCAUCAAUUGCACCACCCGGUGAUGAGACGGCAGAUGAGCCGUAGCCGCCAACUCAGCGAGGCUCAAGAAUACUUAACCUGAUUAUUCUCAACCUUCUGCUUCUAUAAUGUGCACAGAGCUAGACUUAUUUAAAGGGAUUCUAGUUCGCAAGUGCCCCUGGGUGGUGACGGAGAGACGUCACAGACACUUGAAUGCCAUUACUGCAGGGCAUGGCUGGUAUCCACGCAAAGAUGCUUCAGGAUUGUGCGCAUUCAGACGAAAACUGUGUAAUGGUGCAAACCAGUCUGCAAAUAUACCGUGCCACCCACAUGCACUGACUGCCAUGUUUUUGUGUCAAAAAUCGGCUUUUGGAGCUGUGGCUGCAUCUUUUGUCAGCAUGUUCUCUUGCAGUUGGCAAAGACUUAGACAUAGCCCCAGACAUAAGACUCAGGCGUGGCUUACUUUGGUCUUCCACAGAGUUCACAGGGUCACUGUGGACGAUAAUUACGGGCGAAGUCUUGUAGGUGAUCUUAAACUAGUUACCAGAAGACUUCCUCAAUUGGUUCCUUACUUUUUGCUGUGGUGAUUGUCCCUGACUGGUUAAACUCUCAAGUGCUAACAUGGCAAGUGGCACCGUUCCAACACUUGCAAAUUCAACUUGACCCUGCAUGACGCUGUAACAGCCAUACUGUGUCAUGCUUUGUUUGUCACUGUUUUGUUCCUUCUCCAAUGGCGGCGGUAAGUUUACCUAGAUCUCAGACUCCGUUCAAAUGUCCGGUGACCCGGCAUGAGAAUGUUGGAGCCAGAAGAGCAACAGUUUGUAAGUUGGGAAGUCGUUGCGCGUUGUGAUUGGCCAACUUGAAACUCUUGGGGGUGCACCGUUGUGAAUCAUCUGUAUUGAUAUAACAAAAGUACUUUGUUAAAAUAACAGUUUGUAUGGAGCUGGAUUUGUGCAAUCUUCUCAUGCCACCACUGCAACUUCUGAAGCAAGAGCCCCCCAAAGAAAGGCAGUUUUGGGCUGUUCCGAAUGUUUCAGAUGAAAUUUUGAGAGCGUGAAAUAGGAAAUCUUGCUAGACCGGAAGACCAUAGAUUUUUUAAGACUUGAGGAGACUUAACCAUAACAUGAGAAGCUGCUGACUUUUAAAAUGAAUACCGUUCACGAGGCCUGCAUGAUUUCUUUUCAAGAUUUUGCUGAUACAACGGUGCUUCUACAACCUGAAAUCUGUUGGUUAUAUUUGUGGCCCUGAAUGUGUUGUCACUGUAGAAAUUUCAGAGUAUGUACGGUCAUUAAGAUAUCCUAUGAAUUGAUCCACUUUCAUGCAGAACUUGAAUGUGAGCAACCUGAACUCUCAUGUAUUUAAGAAGCAUGUUUUGUGAAAUGAUAUGGUACUUUACUUUUGUGGGAAAUAUUUUCAAGGUACUGCUUACAUUGGUAUAGCCAAAGUGCUAAUCCUUGACCCUGAUUUAAAUAAGUGAUGAUUUUUGGAAGGCUUUUGUGUAUGUUUUAGAUUAAAAGGGAUCAUUUUAAAAUUUAGAUUGUCUCCUGCAAAAUGACUGCAGCAUUUGUUUAUCUAAUUUUCUUUUCUUACAUUUAUUUUAAAGCAUUUCUGUUUUUAGAACGAUGUAUGUGUGUGUAACAUUAGAAGGGUUGGGUGUUUUUACAUAGCUUUUUUCAACUUAAUGUGACAUGUUUGCUGAAGCCCCUCUUUAGUUGACUGAUGGCAAGGAUUGCACUUGUACUUGAUGUGUACAGAUGUGUUCGGUGUUGAAGUCUGAUGCUCAUUCAGGGUUGAAAUCAAGUCAUCACCAGUUGUUAAAAUCAAUCAGGGGUCAUCUGGUCUUGAUUCAAGUCAUAAGGUUUUCAAAUGAGCUGUGACAUAACCAUUCCCUCAUGUGGCUUUAGUGUAUCGACUUGGCAAUGACUUGUGAAUUUGUAAUGGACUUAGAGAUUGACUUGUGAUUGACUUUGUAUGAUUUUCAUUGGGCAAGUUGACUUGGUCAUUACAUCUCUUCACUCUGGUCAAGAUGAACUGAUUUUUUCAUUUAUACUUGACAAGUUCACAUAAAUAUUUUUAUCUACUUACAAACACAAAACUCAGUGGUUCACCUCUCAUACCAUCAGAAUCAUGACUGAAGAUUUGGCCCAUGUAGGUCCGUGUAAACAGCAUUUGAGACUUUCAUUAGAUUUUGUACUUUAUUUAUGAAGCAAUAGACAAAUCAGGAGUAAAUAUUCAUGGCAUAAUACAACUGAAUGAAUAAAAAUGUUCAUUAAAUCAGAA